UCGUUUCCCUGUUUCAUGGGUAUUUGACUGUCGGUAUGGUGAUGCAAAUCUGUGGUGGUGUCUGUAGUUUGUCCUGUUUGUCAUGAAGGUGGUGCUGUUGAUGUCGGUGUUUGUUUACAUGUCUUUUUCCUCACUUCGGCCACAUCUUAAAGCUCAUUUCUCAUUGUUUUAGGCUGUUGUGAUGCCAAGGCACAGCCGUUGUGGUGUUAAUGGUAAAUCCAGAUUGUUUUUGGUGCUGCGGCUCUUUCUGUGUGCACAAUGUAACGGACCAUCACUCUGCAGGGUGCAGUCUUUGUGCCACUGAGGACAUUCUGUAGUCACUGUUGCAAACCAUGUCAUUGAAAUAAGGAACUUCUCUGCUGUGUAUAAUGGACUGUCAUUUCCUCUUUAAAAAUUUUCCUCUUUUACAGUUUUAGAGAUGUCAGCAGUAGUUCUCCCAGUCGACAAAAAUAUUCACAUUUAUGACAUUAAUUCCCCUUUUGAGCUUCUGAGGAUUUAAUGUUUGGAGACGAUUGUGAGCACAUUCUGUAAUGUGACAACACUGACUGUCAUGGCACUCAUAGAUAUGCCUGUUGGGCUGAAGUUGCUCUAUUCUUGUUUUUUCUGCCCGAUUGCCAUCAAUACACUAAAUUCUGAUUGUUUUUAGUGUAAAGCCCAGCUUUGACAGAAGGUGGCUUGACCCUGAAUGAAGAGUUGAGAGACAUUUUACAAUAGCCAUUUAUUUUUUUCAUUUUGUCUUUUAUACUAUCCUCAUCGUGUUAAACGCAGAAUCAAUAUAUUCAAUAACCUCUUAUCCCGCUGUACCAGCUAGUGUAUCUGUGUGGCUCCGUUGUGCUUCUUUGUCUUCAGUUUUGUCCAUGAAAUUAAGGUACAUUUAAAGGUAUGUGAGGAAACACUCGCACCAUGCUUUCCACUUUUCAGAUUUUUGGUGCUUUUAAUUUAUUUAACAGAAAUAAAACUGUCUAAAGCUGUUUUUGUUUUUUCCAUUAAACACCGCCUUGUUUAUUGACCUCUUUGCUAUUUUGAUAAACAACAAUUGUACAAUGUCUUCAGGCACAUGUGACAUCGUUACUGCCUGAUGUUCACGGUAUAUUUAGUCCACUCGGUGGCCGGUGAGAGAUCCUUCACCUCACUGCUACAUUCUCAUCCUUGGUGAAUAUAAAACCCCACCGUGGACCUGCUGCCACUAUUUGCCUGUAGUAGUUCUGUUUGGACCAGUCCAAAGCCAUGGCCAUGCUCAGAGUGUCUUCCUACCGCAAGCUGUUUGAGGAUGAUAGCUGGAGUCGAAGUGGAGGGUUGAGUGUUCAGUGUGCAGGCCAGUACCGAGCCUCUGUCAGGGGUGCGGCCGUUGACAAGUGUGGCGGUGACUGUGACAAGUUAGACUUUGUAGCUGCCAAGGCCCUCAACAAGGAGGGUCUGAACCGGUUUGUCCACGACCGCACCAUCAUAGCUGCCCUCAAUGACCGACUGGUCAGGCUUAUUGAACUGGCUCAUUGUUUUGAGGAGGAGAAUGAGUCUCUUGAAUGUCAGAUUGUGGAGCUAGAGGAGAAGCUGAACAGUCGACGAGCCUCCUCCAGCAUCGGCUCCACUGUGGCCGAGCCCGACUACAGUCUGGAUGCAGUGGUGGAAAGACUGCGCAGGGAGAGGGAUGAGAUUCUGUGCGACACCGAGGACCUGCAGAAGGAGCUCGAGCAUCGGAUGAAAGGAUACGAGAAGGCUGCACAGCAGAGGAUCCUCCUCCAGCAGGGACGACAAGAUGUGGCUGAGGAAGUCGAUGCUGUGACAGCAGCGUGUUUGGCGCUGAGGGAGCAAGUGGCUAUCUACGAGGAGCAGCUGGCCAACAUGGUGGACCAGCACACCACGGCCGUGGAGAGUCUGCUGCAGCCGGCUGAAGUGACUACAGGAGCGGUGGCAGCCAUUACAUUUGGCAGCCCUGACAUCACUCCGGUCCUGGAUGUAAAGGAGUACUACUGCCAGCUGGCCGAGAGCCUCCAGUGCGAGUGUGGUGCUGCCUCCUCUGCUGUGAGUCGCCAAGUUGAUGGAAAACAACUGGCAGAGGGAAGAGCCGGAGGGUCAACAGUCAAAGACGUGUCAAAGAUAAAGGACAUCAGUGAGAUCAAGAUGCUGAUUUCAGAGCUACAAAAGGAGCUCGCUGAGCUUGACCAGUGUAACGAGGAACUAGAAGACGAGGUUGAGAGGAAGACUGCUGCAUACAUGGACGAGAUUGCUGAGAUGGAGUGUACUAUAGAUGAAAUGUGGCACCAGGAGGCCGACUUCAAAGUGCAGAUGAAGGAGCGGUGCGAAGACUACAAGGAGCUGCUCAGUGAGAAGAUGGCCAGAGACAUGGAAAUUACUGCCUACAGGAGUCUGGUGGAGGAAGAGGAGGAGAGGCUGUGCAACGUGUGACGUGAGGCCGCAGAGUCAGACUGGCAGGCGGGGUGCUCCCCCUCGCGUGGAUUAGAAAACAGACCAAAGAGAAACGAGGAAAAACACACUGACACCAGCACUAGGAUGAAGCUUCAGGUACCAAUGCAGCAAUUUAAGCAGAACUUAUCAUGACAGAUUAAUGCCGUCUGGAGGCCUAAG
Anarrhichthys ocellatus (wolf-eel) is the source of this 2586-nucleotide messenger RNA. It is a transcript of the gene vimr2, whose product is annotated as vimentin-related 2. Gene Ontology annotation, biological process: intermediate filament organization. NCBI's taxonomy places the organism in Eukaryota, Metazoa, Chordata, Actinopteri, Perciformes, Anarhichadidae. Gene Ontology annotation, molecular function: structural constituent of cytoskeleton. Gene Ontology annotation, cellular component: intermediate filament; cytoplasm. The coding region runs from base 1228 to 2406 and encodes 392 amino acids. The record is from RefSeq and is a predicted model, not a curated record. The transcript is spliced from 10 exons.